This is a messenger RNA of Zalophus californianus (California sea lion), 615 nucleotides long. Its product is annotated as ATP synthase F(0) complex subunit C2, mitochondrial-like. The coding region runs from base 58 to 615 and encodes 185 amino acids. Gene Ontology annotation, molecular function: proton transmembrane transporter activity. NCBI's taxonomy places the organism in Eukaryota, Metazoa, Chordata, Mammalia, Carnivora, Otariidae. Gene Ontology annotation, biological process: proton motive force-driven ATP synthesis; proton transmembrane transport. The transcript has a single exon. The record is from RefSeq and is a predicted model, not a curated record.
CUCUGUCUUCUCUGCACUGGGAGCAGCUCUCCCACCAAAGCCCCUCAGCCCCUGAAAAUGUUUGCCUGUGCCAAGUUCGUCUCCACCCCCUUCUUGGUCAGGAGCAUGUCUCAGCUGUUGAGCCCACCACUGUCUGCAGUGGUCCUAAAACCACCAGAGACACUGGCAGAUCAGAGCCUCAGCAGCUGGGCAGCCCCAUGCCCCCUGACCUCACUCAUUCCUAGAUGCAGUUUCCAAACCAGUGCCAUUUCAAGGGACAUUGACACAGCAGCCAAGUUCAUCGGGACUGGGGCUGCCAUGGUAGGGGCGGCUGGCUCUGGGGCUGGAACUGAGACUGAUCUUGGGAGCCUCAUCAUUGGUGAUGCCAGGAACCCCUCUCUGAAGCAAUGGUUCUUCUCCUACACCAUUCUGGGCUUUGCCCUCCCAGAGCCAAUGGGACUCUUUUGCCUGACGAUGGCCUUUCUCAUCCUCUUUGCCCAUGUGAUAGAGCCAUGUCCCCUUCCCACAGGUCUUCCUCCCAUGUCUCAUCUGCCCUGUAUGUUCCUUUUCCUGGACCUCCCUACGCAGCCCAGGGAAAGCAGUUGGCUCAGGGUUUCACAGAGGGAAGAUAAAUAA